AUGUCUCACGAAUCCGUCUGGAACUCGAGGCCCCGUACCUACGGCAAGGGAGCUCGCGGCUGCCGUGUCUGCACCCACAAGGCCGGUCUUAUCCGCAAAUAUGGCCUUAACAUCUGCCGUCAAUGCUUCAGAGAGAAGGCCGCAGACAUCGGUUUCGUCAAGCACCGUUAAGCACCCACGAGAUGUUAGUAGCCUAUCGAAUCGAAUCGAGUGAUGGGCUGUGGUACUCGGAUC
This is a messenger RNA of Amorphotheca resinae ATCC 22711, 234 nucleotides long. RefSeq lists its product as hypothetical. The transcript has 3 exons. Gene Ontology annotation, biological process: translation. Bases 1 to 171 code for a protein of 56 amino acids. Gene Ontology annotation, molecular function: structural constituent of ribosome; zinc ion binding. NCBI's taxonomy places the organism in Eukaryota, Fungi, Ascomycota, Leotiomycetes, Helotiales, Amorphothecaceae. The record is from RefSeq and is a predicted model, not a curated record. Gene Ontology annotation, cellular component: ribosome; cytosolic small ribosomal subunit.